CUCUUUCCUUUUUUCUCUCGGAAUAAAUUUGCGCGCGAAGUAGACAUUUGUAGCAUCGUCAGAGGCAUUCAGAGGUUCACGAAUUUUUCGAAUAUAAUAAAUAAAUCGAUUAAAAAUGAAGAAAACUGAAUCGUCCAUCAAAGAGAACAGACCAAGCCAGAAUACAAAGAAAUCUCAGAAGAAAAUAUCGUUAUACUUUUCGAAAACUACGAAAGAUGAGGCCUGUACUAUUAAGAACACUUUAAUUACUGAUAAACAUGAAGAAAGCGAUGUUUCUACACAAAAGUCAGGUUCCAAACGGAAAUUGUUAGGGGAAUUAGCAGGAAGUCAGUCAAAAAUUAUCAAAUAUGAUAAUGUACUUGAAACCCAUAAAUACAAGAAACUGGAAGAACCGUUAAACAAGUCUAACAUAGUUCGCAAUGCAUGCAAUGAUAGCAGUGAUAAAGAAAUUAUAAUGUUAGAAGAAUGUAACAAAGACAUUAGUUUAGGUGGAUGUAAGGACGAAUCACACGAUAAACCAAGUGAAAAGAGAGUACAAAUGAAGCAUGAUAGUUUUAUGAAUUUUUCUAUGGAAAAGGAUAACAACGGUUUAAAACAGUCUGAUGAAUUUAACAAAUGUCAGAACAAAUCAGAUUUUAUAUUAGAAUCAUCUAAUGAUUUUGCCUGUGAUGAUUUUAAUGAUUGGUUUGAAGAAGCAUGGUCUCCAAUAAAUCAAAUAAAUUUUGAUUCUUUGCAGAGGUGUAAGGUUGUUCAUGUAAAAAGAGAAUGUAGUACUCUAUUGUUAACUGUGGAACAAGAAUGUUCUGCAUCUAGUGGAACUGUUUCAUGUUCAGGUUUUUGGAAAGACGCAAAAAUAGAAGAAGGUGAUAUUAUAGCCAUACAAGCAAGAAAAGAAACUCCUCAUUGGAUUGUGGACAAUACCAGUGGUUUUCUUGUUGUUCAUCCAGAUACAUUGAUAUCAGGGACAACGGUAGUUGGUGCCUUAUUCUGUAGGAGAAGAGCAGUACUAGCAGAGAAAUUUAAAAAAUUAGAGAGUUUGCCAUAUUUUAAAGGUGAUCAAACAGCUAUGGUUAUAGGGAGCUUAGCUCAUCAAUUAUUACAAAAAGCAAUGCACGAGGAUAUUCAUGAAAUGUCAGACAUCAAAAAAUUAUUGUUUACUCUAUUGGAGUCUAGGGAAACAGCUAGUACACUUUAUGCAUCAGAAGUUUCGUUAAGAUCUUGCAAGGAACAAAUGUUGACACUUAUUCCACGGAUAUAUGAAUUCAUUCAACACUAUAUAAAAGACAAAAAACAUAAGGACAUAAGUAUGCAAAAAUACAACUUUAAAGGAAAUAUUACUCAUGUGUACGACAUAGAGGAAAAUAUUUGGCUUCCCGAACUUGGCAUAAAAGGCAAAGUGGAUGCCACGGUAGAAGUUAAUCUACAUUCAAAGAGAAAAAUCAUGCCCCUGGAAAUAAAAACUGGCAAGGCUUCGUUUUCGUCAGAACAUAGGGGUCAAAUUAUUUUGUACAUCAUGAUGAUGGCUCUCACAGGUCAAGAUAUAGAUACAGGACUGCUACUGUACCUGAGAGAAAAUAGUAUGCAAGAAAUUAAGGCUGCACAUCCCGAAAAAAGGGAUCUAAUAUUGUUGAGAAACACUUUAGCACAUUACUUUUCUCCCAAAUCAGUGGAAAGUUCACCGUCUGAAUCGAAUUGGCAAACGUUAGAAUUACCGGAGCCGAUCAACCAUCAUAGCGCAUGUUCCACGUGUUCUUACAAUGCCUUAUGCUGCGCUUAUUUGAGUAGAGAUAUGGAAACGCGAUUAUCUGAAUCUCAUCCACUAAUAAAACUCAGUAAAGAGAUUCUUGGGAAGAUUAAGCCUGAACAUAUAGAUUAUGUUAUCAAAUGGAUCGCGUUGCUAAGAAUGGAAGAGGGUGCGCAGUGUUCAAAUAACAUAAUGAGAUAUUUGUGGACACUGAGUCCAGAAAAAAGAGAGGCAAAAAAGCUUUGUAUCAGUGGUUUGAAAGUAAUAGGAAAAGUUGUUGAAUAUGAUUCGAAAUAUCGCCACACAUUUGUUCGAACAAAUCACGAUCAAGAUUCUAAUAUUCCGUACCUAGAAUUUGUUGAAAACGAGUAUAUUUUAGUAAGCACGAACAAAAGAAUAAACAUAUCAGCAGGUUUUAUAAUGCAUAUAAAGGAAGACUCUGUAACUGUUUUAUUAGACAGGGAUAUCACAAAGUACAAUAUCGACGAAUCCUUUCACAUAGAUAAAUAUUCAUCUUCCAAUCUAAUUGCUUUUAAUUUCGCCAACGUUGGCGGAUUAAUGGGUGACAACGAAAUUUGCGAAAAAUUACGGGAGAUAGUGAUAGACAAAAAACCAGCAACAUUCGCGAAAGAAUUAUCAAAAUCUGUGAUCAGUAUAAGUGCUAAUAUAGUUGAAAGAUUAAACGAGGAUCAGGCGAGAGCAGUUCUGAAGGCGAUGACUGCCAAAGAAUACAUUUUGAUCAAAGGAAUGCCCGGCACUGGAAAGACGCAAACGCUAGUGGCGUUGAUACAACUACUAAACGCAAUAGGAUGCUCCAUUUUAAUCACAGCGCACACAAACAGCGCCGUUGACAAUGUCCUGCUGAGACUGUUGGACAAAGGUAUCGACUUCUUGCGAUUAGGCUCGUCAUCCAUUCACCCAACAUUAAAACAUAAGACUGAAUCAUAUGCGACUGCCAACUGUUGUUCGCCUAAUAGUUUCGAUGCAGUGUAUUCCAGUAAAAAUAUUAUAGGAGUAACUUGUUACGGCGCUCAUCAUGCCCUUCUUGGUAGACGGAUAUUCGAUGUAUGCGUUAUCGAUGAAAGUUCUCAGGCCUUGCAACCGGUCGUGCUAAGACCUUUGUAUAGUGCGCGUAAAUUUGUUCUCGUGGGAGAUCCUGACCAACUUCCACCCAUCAUCAAGAGUAGAGUGGCUAGGAAAUUGGGUGCAGACGAAUCCCUGUUUGCUCGACUGGACAGCAACAACAACACUGUAAACUUAACGAAGCAGUAUAGAAUGAAUAAAAAUAUUAUGCAAUUAGCGAACAAGUUAACGUAUAACGACAUGCUAGAAGCAGGAAGUUUAUUGGUUGAAAAUGCUACACUAAAUACUAUACACGUCGACAAUCUAUCGAAGCACGAAAGAUGGAUGCAGAAGGUACUAUCGUCGAACACAAACGAUUCUGUAAUUAUUUUAAAUACGGGUCGUACCAGUGACUUGAAAACACCUGCUCAAAUCAGCGACAAGUAUCCGAAAAUCGAUCAAAAAAUCAGUAAUAUAUGGGAAGCUGUCAUAAUUUUCAAACUUUUGAAGACGUUACUAGAGAUAGGCAUAAAGGCACAAGAUAUAGGCGUGAUAGCGCCGUACAGAGCGCACGUUAAUUUAUUGAAAGAAAUUGUUCAAAAAGACGUUGAAAUGAACACUGUUGAUCAGUACCAAGGACGCGACAAAGAUGUUAUAAUAUAUACCUGCUCGAAGAGCGUAAAGGAUGACAGUGACAUAAAAGAGGAUAUUGAGAUAUUGGGAGAUCAUAGAAGAUUGACCGUAGCCAUAACGAGAGCGAAACAUAAACUGAUCGUCAUCGCGGAUAAGUAUACUCUAUCAAAUUAUUCAGCAUUUAAAAAAUUGUUCAGUUUGGUCGAGGCAGAAAAUAUAGUGGAUUUAUGCGAUGGACAGCAUGAUUUUUCGUGGGACAGCUUGAUGUCCCAACUGUAACAAUAUUGUUGUGAGUUUACAGAGUUUCUUGAUUAUAUUGUAUUAAAUGCGAAUGUUGCGUAAUUGUUGAAACAUAUUGUCGUUUUAUAAUUCAAAGCACUCUUACACAAUAUGUAAUUUUUUUGUAUCUUUUUGUAUAUUUUGUAUCAUCUGUCGACGAUUUAUGCUAUAUUUCAUCCUAUUUGCAUUUUGUAUUACUCAACUGUAACAAUACUAUUAUGAGUUUAUAGAGUUUAUUAAGUAUGUUGUAUUGACGCGAAUAUUACAUAACUAAUGAAACCUAUUACCGUUUUACAAUUCAAAGUACUCUUUCAUGAUAUUUAAUCUUUUUAUAUAUUUUGUAUCAGCAGGUGUCGAUGUAUACCACGUUUCAUUCUAUUUGUUUUAUGACCUCAUAUUUUUAAAUUAAUGAUUACACAGAUUGACCACACUUCAAAAAAUUUUAAUUAUUCUUUGACAUACUCGAUACCUAUACUGCAGAUUGCUAAUGAUAAGAUAAGAGGUUCUAACAUUAUAGACUGACAUAAUUUGAUAAACAGAAUAAAUUUAUUUAAAGAAGGAA
Messenger RNA from Megalopta genalis, 4280 nucleotides. It is a transcript of the gene Dna2, whose product is annotated as DNA replication helicase/nuclease 2. Gene Ontology annotation, biological process: replication fork reversal. The record is from RefSeq and is a predicted model, not a curated record. Gene Ontology annotation, cellular component: cytoplasm. Gene Ontology annotation, molecular function: single-stranded DNA helicase activity; 5'-flap endonuclease activity. Lineage: Eukaryota; Metazoa; Arthropoda; Insecta; Hymenoptera; Halictidae.